GUUUGCAACACUGGAAUCCCAUUUAUUCUAGAUCCUCCGAAAAGAAAAGUUCGCACGCACUGCACGUAAAUUUUGAUUCAAAGCAGGGAAAAAUUAAAACUUUUGGAUGAAGAUGCAUUUGUUUGAUAUGCCAAAGGAGAUUUUUAUGGACAUUUUGGAGCACUUAAGCUACGAAGAAAUAUCUAAAGCAAGGCUGGUUUGUCGCCGAUUCGAUCAACAAUGUCAGCAAGUCCUUAACAGGGGCUUUAACAAAGCCAUGAAGCAGCAUAGCUUGAGCUUUAAACGCAUCAAGGCCUUACUACCAAGACGAGAAUCUGAAAGACGUAACCACAAUUUGGCGCGUCAUGCCGAUAUUUUAACAUCUGUCGAGACUCGACUUUCAAUGCUUUCAAUGACUUACGGCAAAUAUAUGGACUUAAAUAUAUGCUGUUUUAUACCAGGUCGCGUAUUAGAUGAGAUCUUUCGCAUUUUAGUGCUUAUAUCCACCACGAACAAACCUUUGAGGCCUCAUGAAGUAUUGCAAGAAUUAAGAGACAUAUCUUCAAUGGCUAUCGAACACUUUGAUGAUAAAAUAAUAAACACUUUGAAAAAGUCAAUUGUCGAUAGUAACGAUAGGUCAUAUGCCAGCAGUUCAAGUAGUAGUAGUAGCUGCGCUUUCCACAAUGUGGCCAGUACUAGUGGCUUGGGUAGCAUUUCAUUCAACGCUAUGGGCGAAGAAAUUUCCUCUGUUUUCAGACCAUAUAAUUAUGGAACCCCCGGAUAUAUAGAUAGCAAACGCGUUGGUCAGGUAAUGCAUGUAAAAGUUUUAAAAAGCAACGUUGUCAGAGAACCUCAUCAACACAAACACGGUGGAACGCAACAACUGUCCACUGGGCGAUGUUCAGAGGCUAAAGCAGCAAUGCAUUAUUUCAGGAAACUUGAAGUUGAAUAUAAAAGGGGUAUUGUUCAGAUGCAUCGUAUGCAGCAAUUACAAACUUUACAAUCAAAACGCUUGCAACAGGCAUUGAAUGCCCUUGCUGAAUAUAAAACUGAAAUUGUUGAAUUAAAAAAACGUUUUGAAGACGUUGAUGCUAAAAAUCGUGAAAUUUCAGCAAAUAUGAAGCACAUUAAUCCAACCUCAGGCGACAAUAAGCCGCCAUCACCGCCCCAAUCAUCGUCAGCUGUCCCUACAAUUAUGACAAGAGAUGAUUUGAUUGGCGAGCAGCCGACUUCUACAAAGAAUAUAAAAGUAAAUUCUGAUGGUACGAUAAUUAAACGUCCUUAUAGCGAUGGCGAUGAAACAAGCAAUAUGGAAGAAAACAAUGUAAUCGAUAGUAACAGUAGUAAUUUGCCUAAGAAACCUAAAGUCUAAUUCAGAAUCCAAAAAUAUGUUAAUUAUAUUAUCUGCCUUUUGUGUUAACUAGAUAUGCUACUCUGUACAGCAGAUGCAAGAUUUAAGCCUUGCAUUAGUUUAAAACUAUUCAGUUAACAAUAAAAUUCAUUUAUUUGACUUUGAAAUAAAAUCAAUGAGAAAAAUAUGCUCA
Messenger RNA from Glossina fuscipes, 1523 nucleotides. RefSeq lists its product as uncharacterized. Gene Ontology annotation, biological process: protein polyubiquitination. NCBI's taxonomy places the organism in Eukaryota, Metazoa, Arthropoda, Insecta, Diptera, Glossinidae. The record is from RefSeq and is a predicted model, not a curated record. The coding region runs from base 107 to 1351 and encodes 414 amino acids. The transcript has 4 exons. Gene Ontology annotation, molecular function: protein binding.